GAGAGAGAGGAGAGAGAGAGAGGAGAACUAUGAGAACCCACCCCCCGUGAUUAUCAGCAUAUACACUCAUCGAAAUUGGAUUAUUAGAAGAGAGGUCUGUGGCUUCCACGCCGUGGUUUUUCUUCUCGGUAUAAAAGCAAAGUUGUUUUUGAUAUGUGACAGUUUCCCACAAGCCAGGCUGAUCCUUCUCUGUCAGUCCACUUCACCAAGACUGCCCUUGGACAAGGACCCAAUGCCCAACCCCAGGCCAGCCAAGCCCUCUGCCCCUUCCUUGGCCCUUGGCCCAUCCCCUGGAGCCUCGCCCAGCUGGAGGGCUGCACCCAAGACCUCAGACAUCCUGGGGACCAGGAUCCCAGGAGGAACCUUCCAGGGUCGGGAACUCCGAAGUGGGAUCCAUGCCUCUUCCUCCUCCUCCUUGAACCCCCUGCCAACAUCGCAGCUGCAGCUGCCCACAGUGCCCCUAGUCAUGGUGGCACCCUCCGGGGCAAGGUUGGGCCCCUCGCCCCACUUGCAGGCACUUCUCCAGGACAGGCCACAUUUUAUGCACCAGCUCUCCACAGUGGAUGCCCAUGCCCGGACCCCUGUGCUACAAGUGCGGCCACUGGAAAGCCCAGCCAUGAUCAGCCUUCCACCACCCACCACCACCACCGGGGUCUUCUCUCUCAAGGCCCGGCCCGGCCUGCCACCUGGGAUCAAUGUGGCCAACCUGGAGUGGGUGUCCAGGGAGCCAGCACUGCUCUGCACCUUCCCAAGCCCUGGCACACCCAGGAAGGACAGCACCCUUUUAGCUGCACCCCAGAGUUCCUACCCACUACUGGCAAAUGGUGUCUGCAAGUGGCCUGGAUGUGAGAAGGUCUUCAAGGAGCCAGAAGAUUUCCUCAAGCACUGCCAGGCAGACCACCUCUUGGAUGAGAAGGGAAGGGCACAGUGUCUCCUCCAGAGAGAGGUGGUGCAGUCUCUGGAGCAGCAGCUGGUGUUGGAGAAGGAGAAACUGGGCGCUAUGCAGGCCCACCUGGCCGGGAAAAUGGCACUGACCAAGGCUCCAGCUACGGCAUCAUCUGACAAGGGCUCCUGCUGCAUGGUAGCCACUAGCACCCAAGGAAAUGUCGUUCCAGCCUGGCCCAGCCCUCGGGAGGCAUCUGACAGCCUGUUUGCAGUGCGGAGGCACCUCUGGGGCAGCCAUGGAAACAGCACAUUCCCAGAGUUCUUCCACAACAUGGACUACUUCAAGUUCCACAACAUGCGGCCCCCUUUCACCUAUGCCACCCUCAUCCGCUGGGCCAUCCUGGAAGCUCCCGAGAAGCAGCGGACACUCAAUGAGAUCUACCACUGGUUCACACGCAUGUUUGCCUUCUUCAGAAACCACCCUGCCACCUGGAAGAAUGCCAUCCGCCACAACCUGAGCCUGCACAAGUGCUUUGUUCGGGUGGAGAGUGAGAAAGGGGCUGUGUGGACCGUGGAUGAGUUUGAGUUCCGCAAGAAAAGGAGCCAGCGGCCCAGCAGGUGCUCCUACCCUACCCACAGCCCCUGACCUCAAAACCAAGAAGAGGAAGGAUGGACAGGAGCCAAAAUGGGGGGCAGAGUAGCCCAGGGCAGGGGUGACAGGACCUGGACAUGCCCACAGAGACCAAAAAGUGAGAUGUCUACUGUCUUGCCUGCCAGGGCCCCUGCUCCCCAGCUGGCUGCCAUCCCAGAUCAUUUCUUCUGCACCAAGGCUGCUUGGAGGGGCCCCAGGACCAGCCCAGCUCCCAUUCCCAUUCAAAUCCCCCAGUCAGGUUCUCCAGCCAAUCAGAGGCCUCACAACUAGCCAUACAUACAGCCUGUCUCGGCCACUCUCACCUCAGGGGUAGGGGAAAGUCACACAGACACAGUCACUAUCCUGUCCCCUAUAUUCAAUAUAAACCCUAAAUCACAAAUCCCGCCUUAGUACAUUCAAACACCCUCAAAGCUGCAUAGUUACACAUCACAAAUGAGUGCAGCUCCAUCAACCUGAAAGCACAUACCCACUGCCAGUCUCUGGGCCCCCAAGUUCAGGGUCACACAAGGGUGUUCCCAGAGCCCCGCACAGAAGUAGCAUCAGUACCCUCAGGAUAGCAGGUUCCAGAAUGUCACACAAACACACAACUGGUCAUACACAGGCUUAUGCAGCACCUAACACAUGUGCUCACUCACACACAGCCUGUUGGAUUUGCCUGCGUAUCUCACAUGUAUGCUCACAUAGCCCCCCCCGGUAUCUCCCAAGUCCCAUGAAGACACACAACAACUGACAAAAAUGUACCCCAUGUCUCACUUGCCACCCACCCCACUCCCAUGGCCGAGCCCGAUCCAUGCCUCAGCCUAGACUGCAGAAGAGCCCCUCCUUUAUUUGGGAUCCAAGACCCCCAACCUCCAGUGCCCUCCCCAAUAAACUGCAGCCAAGCUCCCA
Molecule: messenger RNA, 2425 nt
Organism: Marmota flaviventris (yellow-bellied marmot)
Lineage: Eukaryota; Metazoa; Chordata; Mammalia; Rodentia; Sciuridae
Source: RefSeq, a predicted model, not a curated record